Messenger RNA from Corylus avellana, 2068 nucleotides. The record is from RefSeq and is a predicted model, not a curated record. Lineage: Eukaryota; Viridiplantae; Streptophyta; Magnoliopsida; Fagales; Betulaceae.
AAUAAAAAAAAAAUGGAAGUAAUCACUCAAGUUUGACUCGUAUUUCAAACAAAAUUAAACAAAUAAACUUUAAGCAUUUAAUACCCGACUCGAUUACGGUCCUAAAUGCACACCAUCUUUAACUGUUAAACCUCAUGACAUGAUACAAUAUUAAUCCCAGAAGAAAACAUAGUACAUGUCAAAUUUUAACGUAAUAAGGAAUGUUAGGUUUGGAUAUUCUAGUGAGAGUAGUGUGUGAUAAAAGAAUUGGGAUAUGCUACUUCAUGCUUAGAUACCACCGAUGUUCACACUACUUUCAACUAAAAUAUUCCAUUAAAAUGGAAUAUUCCAUUAAAAGAUUCCUCUGAGAAAACCUCUCCAAUUUUGAUUUACAAUUUGUUUUUUUUUUCUUCUCUCACUGGGACACGCCACAUCGACAGCACGUGCAACGCUAAUACAUAAUGUCGUCUCCCGCCUUCUUUAUUUCCAUUUUCAUUUCUCGUCUCUGAAACUUUGAUCUGCGCUUCACCUCCUUCAAUCUCAGAAGGUUUUAAAGGGAGGAUCCAAGCUACAAACCGGAGCAACAAUAAUAGCAAACAGAAGGCCAACAAAAAUGCCGAUUCCUCAGAGCCUUCACAGGAUUUCCACAAAAGUUAGAAAAAUAAUUUUAUGUAAUAAACAUUACAGGCUGAGAGUUCAAGAUAGUCAAAAUCCAUGCAACCCCUGCGCUGAUACCUUAGAAAAACCAGCCACCAUCUACAAGUCAAAAGAGAGAGAAAGGGGGAUCAGACGAAUUAACCAUAACAUUUGGAGGCCCCUCAAACUCAAAACACAAGAGGUGUCAGGGAAGGUUUCCAAAGCAGCAGUUGUGUUGCUGAUGGGUCUUCUGGGAAUGGUUUAUCAGGCAAAGAAGCUCCUCCCUCCAGAAAGUAGUGGGGCAGCGGAGCAUUCUCCUGUCACCUCAUCAAGAAUCAGACUUAAAGAUGGAAGGUACCUGGCUUACAGAGAGAGAGGCGUCCCCAAGGAAAAAGCUAAAUACAAGAUCAUUCUUGUGCACGGCCUUGGAAGCUCCAAAGAGAUGAAUUUUCUGGCACCCCAAGAACUAAUAGAUGAGUUGGGCAUAUAUUUUCUUCUAUUUGAUCGAGCUGGAUACGGAGAAAGUGAUCCGGACCCAAAGCGCACAGUAAAGAGUGAAGCACAUGAUAUUCAAGAACUUGCUGAUCAAUUACAGUUGGGAUCCAAGUUUUAUGUUGUUGGAGUCUCAAUGGGAUCAUACUCCACAUGGAGUUGUCUUAAAUACAUACCAGACAGGCUAGCAGGUGUGGCUUUUGUAGUCCCUGUUGUGAAUUACCGGUGGCCUUCUCUCCCUGAUAGUUUGAUUAGGGAGGACCAUCGGUGGAAACUUGUGCAGUGGUCUAUCAGGUUUGCAAAUUAUGCUCCCGGAUUGCUAUAUUGGUGGGUGACUCAAAAAUGGCUCCCUUCAACUUCUACCCUAGAAAGAAACCCAAUAUUCUUUAAUGACAGAGAUAUAGAUAUUUUGAAGACUAUAUCAGGGUUUGCAAUGCUCACCCAGGAUAAGUUACGAGAACGAGGUGUUUUUGAUACUCUCCGUCGUGACUUUAUGCUGGCUUUUGGAAAAUGGGAAUUUGAUCCAAUGGACCUAAGCAAUCCAUACCCUCAAAAUGAAAGCUCUGUGCACAUAUGGCAAGGUUAUGAAGAUAAGGUUGUGCCUUUUCAGCUUCAAAGAUUUGUUUCAGGAAAACUACCCUGGAUUCGGUACCAUGAAGUUCCAGAUGGUGGACAUUUGAUUGUGUAUUACAAUGGUGUAUGCGAGGCCAUUUUAAGGGCGCUUUUGCUUGGAGAGGAGCAAGUUUCAUAUAGACCGAGUACAGCCAAAGUUUUACCUUAAAGUUGUCACAGCUUCUUCUGAUCAUCCAAAUUGUUGAUUGUGUAGGUAAUUGAAUUUGUUUUUUCAGAAAUUGACAAAUAUGUACAUUACAUUUGUUACUGGAAAUUUGAAAGGUAUAGUCCCUGUUUCUGUACAUGGUAUCCAUUUCUUUGAUUUGUCAAUAUCCAUUUCUUAGAUUUG